AUGUCGCCUUGCAACAUUACCCUGAUGAUGUCGGUGGACCUCAACCAACUUGAAGUUUCAAUCAUGCACUUGCAGAGAGAGGUGGCUCAACAACUGGUUUACCUCAUGAAUCUUGCUAGAAGACUGAAAGCCAGACUCUGCGAAUCUGCAGUAGAAGCUCGAUUUCCAAAGGAUCGCAAAGCAAAAGCUCAGAGGUCCAACCAACAACGUGUUGUCUUGGAUAAUUUGCUUUUUAUACCAGCUGCGAAAGAGGCUGUGUGUACUUUACUAUUUGCUGAGAGUACUCCGAGUGUAUCUCGCAGCCCUACGAUUGUUCUUAAGCAACCAUGGAAGGCCGUCAGGAAAUGCAUGCAAGUGAACGGAUCGACUAAAAGAGACAAUGAAGAGCUUUAG
Molecule: messenger RNA, 393 nt
Organism: Rasamsonia emersonii CBS 393.64
Lineage: Eukaryota; Fungi; Ascomycota; Eurotiomycetes; Eurotiales; Trichocomaceae
Exons: 2
Coding region: 1-393 (130 amino acids)
Source: RefSeq, a predicted model, not a curated record